AUGAAAUUGUCAGCUAGCCAAAUCACCACGGUCGUGGUACUGGGCAUUGCGCCCUUGGCUGUUGCCCAUGGCGCUCACGAAGCCGGCGCCGACGCCAUGGAGAUGGACAUGGGCAUGGCACAAGGCGCAGACGAGUCGAAAGCCGAAUCCAAAAGCUAUCCUCCAACAUACUUUGCGCUCGUCGACCAUGCCGGAAUAAUGUACGCACACAUUGGACUCAUGGUGCUUGCCUGGGUAUUUGUUCUGCCAAUUGCUGUGAUGCUUUCCAUUGCUCGCUCUAGAUAUACACUUGCGCUGCAAUUUGUUUUCAUGGCCGUCAAUGCGCUUGGAGUUCUCCUGGGAACAAUCUACAAUGCCAGCACGCCUGAUCUCUACCCCAAAAAUGCGCACCACAAACUGGGCUGGCUGGUGACUUGGGUUCUCUUGGCGCAGGUCCUGAUCGGCCUUGUUGGAAGAGUUGCUGGCGCUUUGAGGCACGACAGGCGCGGAACAUCCGACAGUAACCAAUACCAGUCAUUCAUUCCAGUAACUGCGGCUGCUAUGGCAGAGCACCACCGCGUUAACAGCUCUCGAUAUGCUAGCGAGUAUCGCCUGUCCAACGACAGCGGGCAGGGCACCGAGCCUUGUACCGAAUCGCUCCGGAGUCAUUCCCGCUCCUCAUCGUCCAAUGAGGUGUCCCCGCGCAACUCCGACGCCUACCUAAAGGAGUACGCCGAAGAAGAGGACGAUAUUGAAGAUGGCCUUCCCAUGCCCAUGCCGAGUAACAGGGACGAGAACACCACUGCCAACCCCAGGUCGACGAUUGCAAGAGUAGCGGGGAAGAUUCCUUCGCGCGUGUUGAAGGGCUUGGUCUUUUUCUACAACUCAAUCGAUAGACUUAUCUUGCCGCUGGGGUUUCUCACCUUGUGCCUAGGUAUUGUGACCUACGGGCGGUUCUUUGAGGGCAACGGCAUCUUCAGCGGUUUGGCGCAUUGGGUCAAGGGCGGCAUUUUCUUUUGGCUUGGCUUGUUGACCCUUGGUCGAUGGACCGGCAGCUUUGGUGAACUCGGAUGGGCGUGGAAUGUUCGACCGAAGCGUGCCGACAGCAAGUGGCGGCCCUCGGCCGAGUUUGUCGAGAGCGCCCUCAUUUUCGUCUACGGAUCGACCAACAUUUUCCUCGAGCAUCUUGGAAAUUGGGGAGGAGAAUACAGCGCGCAGGAUUUGGAGCACAUCUCAAUCACUGUUCUCUUCAUUGGUGGUGGACUGGUUGGCAUGCUUAUCGAGUCUAGUCGGGUUCGAGAGCUCUUGAACACAUCAGUCAUCAACGCUGCUUCUGAGCACUACCACGACGAGGAAGAGCAGAAGAAGGAUCUGCAACCGCCGAAGCAAUAUGAGUUCUCCAUUAACCCCAUCCCAGCACUCGUCAUCCUUCUCCUGGGCAUCAUGAUGAGCUCGCACACGCAGCACUCUAUGGUUUCGAGCAUGAUUCACAAGCAGUGGGGUAACCUCCUCACCGGCGCCUCUUUUGCUCGUGGGUUCUCGUAUGUCAUCAUGUACCUGAAGCCCCCAAAGUCCAUUCUCCCGUCUCGACCACCCACGGAGCUCCUUGCCUCAUUUGGCCUGCUUUCUGGUGGGAUCAUCUUCAUGGCGAGCGCUAGCGACACAGUCGAAGGCAUGGAGCACUACAAUUUGGAUGCCAUGUUCAUGUACACCGUGACCAUGGGUCUUGUAGGCGUCUUGAUGGCCUGGGUCAUCAUUGUGUUGGCCAUCAAAGGCUGGGCUGUGCGCAAGGAGGCCGGCCGCCGGUCGUAUCGGCUGCCCUGA
This is a messenger RNA of Colletotrichum abscissum, 1803 nucleotides long. RefSeq lists its product as uncharacterized. The coding region runs from base 1 to 1803 and encodes 600 amino acids. NCBI's taxonomy places the organism in Eukaryota, Fungi, Ascomycota, Sordariomycetes, Glomerellales, Glomerellaceae. The record is from RefSeq and is a predicted model, not a curated record. The transcript is spliced from 6 exons.